Molecule: messenger RNA, 1647 nt
Organism: Gamsiella multidivaricata
Lineage: Eukaryota; Fungi; Mortierellomycota; Mortierellomycetes; Mortierellales; Mortierellaceae
Exons: 1
Coding region: 462-1433 (323 amino acids)
Source: RefSeq, a predicted model, not a curated record
AAGACGUCACAGUUCGACGAUUUAUCGUAUUUUAUGGCAACAAUUUGUCUUAUACCCUCCACAGUCCUCCACAGGGACCACGCUCGUGUGUUUGUGUGUGUGUUUUGUUGAUCAGAUUCCGGAGGUGGUUCCUUUGGCCUCCUUUCAUUCCCUCAACCACUCGACCCCCGACCUACAAGCACACAUGGCCGCCUACGUUCGCUCCUUGGCCCGCAUGGCCACUCGCGCCUCAAAGCCAACUGCUUUGUUUGUCAUUCGCCAGGGUAAAGCUGUCGAAUCAACACCUGUGUCAUCUGUUUUGAUCGCCUACCUGCAUCAACAGCACCGACAUGGCAACCACGACCAAAAAAGUAUUUCGACUAGGACGCUAUAGGGAUACCAAGGCUGACCUUUUUUUCCCAACUCUGUUGGAUUGUAUACGUCUCGAAUAGCACCCGCUGCCCUGGUUGCCCGUCAAUAUCAUGCCUUCCGUCCAACACAGAUCGGUAUGGCUACUAUCAUCUGGUCAACUUACUGCAAUACUGGAUAUCAUCUUCAAUCGGCUACUGACAAUGGUACCAUGCGAAAUCCUCUUAUUCACUUUUUUAGUCUCGAAGGGAAAGAAGCACGCAGUUUUGGACGAGGACGACGAAGAACUCGAGGCUGAGUUGCGGGAACUGGAAAGAGAGAAGCGCGAAUUGGAGGCAUUGGAGCGCGGAGAGUCCCUGGAGGACGGAAAAGGCUCUUCGGAAGUAUCCUCAGCAGCAUCAGCAUCACAAUUCGAGGCCCUCUACGACAACAUCUACACCCAUACCUCGCCCUCAACUCCACAGCAUCAAUUGCCCCGUCACACGGCUAUCUUCCACUUGACCAAGGCAGUGUCGACUAAGGAUCAGGCAGAGCGACUUCCAGAGAUCGUGAAGCAGUGGCGUAAUCGCAGCCUUCCUCUCUCGAUCUUUGUCACCGACAAGCUGAUUCAUGCGAUCUGCAAGGCAGAAGCACCUGAGACCGCACUCGAAUUGCUGGGUGAUCGUGAGACCUAUGGCCUCUCACCAGGUCAGACGACCAUGCGCCGUGUUAUCCGCUCAUUCGUCAAGGAGAUUGCUGCUGCUGGAGCAGAAUCGGACGAGGCGCUUGAGAAGCUGGAUGGCGCGUUCAAGACUAUGGCCUUGAUUCCUUAUUACAACUUGGCUGCCGAUGAUGCAUCCGUCUAUGCCAACUUGGUUCGUGGAUCAUUACUGUAUGGAGGCGAGGAGGGCCUCAGGAGGGCCACGGUCUCGAUGGACGAGUACCUGUUGAUUGACGGAGAGCGUGAGAAGCCCUUGACGCGCAAGAGGGCCGCGGAGAUGGUGGCCGCGGCUGAGAACUUGCUCAAUGCAUAUGUUGCCAAGGGAGAUACGGCCAAGGCUCAGGAACUGCGCAAGCAUGUGGCAACGUGGAUGAAGAGUCUGUGAAGGGUCUACGGAGUACUUUUAUGAGCAUACAUAGGGGGGGGGGAGGAUCUUUCAUUAGAACAAUUUAUUAUUCGAACACAUUAUAGAAUCAAAAACGAUAUGCAUCUUUGAACCAAAGAUGGCUACCUUGCCGUCGCUUUGGUCUCAUUCUUCUUCGGCCAUGUGCACAAUAUGCUCUCAAUUUUUUUGUCAACAACGGAAACGGGAAAAAACA